Messenger RNA from Ruditapes philippinarum (Manila clam), 1558 nucleotides. RefSeq lists its product as uncharacterized. The coding region runs from base 147 to 1016 and encodes 289 amino acids. The record is from RefSeq and is a predicted model, not a curated record. The transcript is spliced from 3 exons. Lineage: Eukaryota; Metazoa; Mollusca; Bivalvia; Venerida; Veneridae.
AAAUACAGUCUCGCUUGAGAUACGCUGUAUUUUCAAAGUGGUUUUCCACCCAGGGACUACGGCUUAAAUGUUACCCUGAACGCUUUAUGAGUAAAUAAGAUGUUUUCAUUUCAUAAGAAAGAUAUAAGUAUGUAGAAAGUUAAAUUAUGGCGAAACAUGCAAACUCUACAAAGCGUUUUGCUGGCGUCGCCCUAAGCUUUGACAUUUUUGGAUUCUGUUUUAAUCUCGUAGGGAUAUUUGGACCAGCUUGGCUAGUGAAAGCAGACGACAAUAGGCAGUGGACGUUUCAUGAAGGCGUUUGGUUAGCUGAAUACUGCCAAAAUGGAACUUGCAGAGUAUCUACAAGGGAACAUGCUUUAGAAGAUAUAGGAAGAAACCAGUACAUAUCAGUUUUGGAAGAAUUCCACUGGACGCAGUUUAAAGUAUUGACGAUAAUGGCCAUUGUGUGCAAUUUUCUGGCAGUUGUUUUGACAACAAUAUUUCUUUCAAAGAAUCCUAAGAACCAGACUAUAUCUAUUAUUAUACUAUUUGCAAGCGGGAUCACAUCCCUUUCAUCAAGUAUGUUUUUACUUAUACCGGUGCUUAAACUUACUGCCGUAGAUUCAAGCAAUAGUUUUAGCGAUGCUUGGGCAAAAAUACUGUCGGCUGUCGGGGUAUUUAUGCAUUUUGCUGCAGCAAUAAGUAUGGUGUUUGCUGUUUACCAAAGUUUGCAGCAUUAUUGUGCAAUAAAACGCAUCGAAAGGUCGCGCUCUAGGCGAUUUGAGAUGGUCGAAAGAUAUCUGUCGUCACAGCAAGAUAAUGUGACGCCACAACGUCAUUAUGUGUCGUCACCGCAAGAGAAUGAAACAAGAGACUCGGUGAAUCAAGCGGGGCAACAAGUAAUAUCUGUAUCGAAUGAGCGGAGAACGCUAAAUUGUAACGGCGUGACUGGUCACGCCGGAACGCCUUAUAAUAGGCCGCCACCUUAUACUGUUGCUGCUGAGUUACCAAGUUACAGUGAAAUAAGUUUGAGGUAAUCAGCAUCUUGAUCUGUUCUUGUGCCAAAUAUUGUUUAACUUUGUGUUUAAUUACAUUAAAGCAAUAAUAGGCGAUACAGUUCGAGCCAUACUUGAUUGCUAGUAAUACCACCUAAUAUCGUAAUUCAUUCGUUAAUAUGUACUCGGGUUAUAUACACAUAAACUAUACUUCACAUUAGCAUGUCUAUUUAUAUAAGCCGGCUAAAGAAGUGAUAGCUUAUUUAAUGUAUGAAAUGUUAAAGAGUAUAACUUAGUUAACCCUUAAGUUGGUUGAUACGUAAUUUAUGUAAGUUCGACAGUGUAGGAAGAGAUAAGCUUAAAGACACAAUCUCGAAUCCUUUCCUUGAACAAACCAGUACUGAGCAAUGAGUGUGAAGUGUCUUGCUCAUGGAAACAAACCAUUACGUGCCCUUAAAUUCUUAAUAAUUAUGUGGAUUUUUCAAGCUUACUGCUCUUAGAAUUUUCCAUUAUCAAUAUUUGGAAUAUCAAACUGAAAUUUUAAAAUUUGGUCAAUUAACAGUAUAGAGCCUGGUCAGACUACA